UCGGUUGUUGUGAAUAUUGCUGCCCGUGCGCGUCGUGGUUAUUGGUCGGGUGGUGUCUAUAUAAGGCGGGGUGGCAGCUUCCCUCCGGCAGGGUCGGCCAGGACUCACAUUCGGAGCGGCAGCGGGCCUAGGCAGACGUGCCUGGGUCCCGGCCCCACAAUGGGGCUCUCGGUCAAAGUACACCGUAAAGCGCGGCGGAAACGUAAAUGGCGGUUGGUGUCCAAGGAGAUCGAGCGCCUCAUGAAGCGCCACGCCAGCGGCAUGGCGCUUCAGGAGGGGCCCCUGACGCCGGCCCUCUCGCAGGCACCGCUGGCGCGAUCCGACUCGGCUGAUGCUUUUGAUGAUAUAGAAGAAUUUCAAGAUGCGUUGGAGCCAACGAUGGACUUGAAAAAGUCCCUGGAAGAUUGCGAGCUCGCCAUUGAGAAAUUCUUCGCCAAUAAUGUGAAGGGGGCCGCAGAUGUGAUGAAACCAUGGAAGGAGAAGUCGCUAUACCACAGCCAUGGCGCGGCGAUUUUCGAGUUCAUCCCAGCGAUGCUGACGAUGGACCCGCAGCAGAUCCAGAAAGCCCUCUCCGCAGUCAAGGACACGAUCUCGCUGUGCAACCGCCUGCGCAAGUCGUACACGUUCGUCGAGUCGCUCGGGAGCAUCGUGAAGAAACCAAACUUCGCGGCGUUCUCGGAGAUGCAGGCGCACGCAGAACUGAUCAACGCGGAAGCGCUGCUCGUGCAGGCGUGCCUCGUGGCACUCGAGGGGGAGGACUUAGCGGGGCUGAUUAAGGCUACCCUGAAGAUUAAGAACAGCCAUGAUUCCUAUAAGGACUGUGUCAAGAUCCUGGACAAAAAGGAGUGGGAAGACGAAGCGUCCCGGACACACUUUGAGAGCGGCGUGCGCAUGGGCGUGGCCACGUUCAACGUGAUGAUCUCGCUGUUGCCGCCCAAGGUCAUCAGCGUGCUCGAGUUCGUGGGCUUCUCGGGGGAUAAGGAGCACGGUCUAAACGAGCUGUUAACCGGCGCCCGUUCCCCCGGCCUGCGCUCCGUGCUCUGCUCCAUGACGCUACUGGUCCACAAUCUGGUGAUCGGCCAGUUCGCUGCUAUACCGCCCGACUUUGAUCUCGCGGAGCGGCUUAUUAAUGAAAACCUGCAGAAAUACCCGGACAGCGCCUGGUUCCUUAUGUUCAAGGGCAGAAUGGAACUGCUCUUGGGGCAACCAGAGAAGGCCGUGGUCACUUACGAAAGGGCCUCAAGCACAAGUGGCUUGUGGCCUCAACUCGUCCACCUUGCUUACUGGGAGAGCAUGUGGGCGCAUGCGAUGAUGGGCAACUGGAAACAGUCGUCAGAAUUCGCGGCAAAACUCUUAGAGCAGAGCAUGUGGUCCCGCACAGUGUAUGCGUACACUUGCAUGGCCACUGCUCUGCACAUUAACGACCCCAUCCCGGAGCAGAGCUGGGUCGAUGGCCUUAUUGAGGCCGCAAACAAUUAUAGACAAAGGAUACUCGGACGUUCGCUACCGAUGGAGAAGUUCGCAUUAAAAAGAUGCAGAAGGUUCAAGUCGCGGGGAAGACUAGUUCUCCCCGCGGUUGAACUUCUCUGCAUCUGGAACAUGUAUCCUUCGGUUGCGAACAACCAGGAUCUUGCUGACCAGAUGCUAAAACAAAUUGAAGAAAUGUACACGACUAUAGAAACAGGCCUGGAAGAGCUUAAGGGCCUGGAAGCGGACCUCAGAGAGCUUGAGGAACACAAGGACAAGGACAUGCCGCGGCCCUUCGACGCGGACGACCUCGCGCUAAUCCGACACUUGCGAGGGUCUCUAUUAUCCGCCAUGAACUAUCCACGACUUGCGUUGAAGUACUUGGAACUUAUAUUGAAAAACAAGGAAGAAAUAAAAGAGAACACUUUCCUAGUGCCAUACACACUGGUGGAAGUGGCGAUGUGCCACCACAAGCUCGGAGACCAUCACCUCGCUAUGAAACUACUUAAUGACGCUAGGAAAAAAUCGGGUUAUUCCCUCGAAUCCCGUCUACAAUUCAGGAUUCAUUCCAAGAUCGAGGCCAUUCGCAACUACCUGAAGGCCCCGACUCCCAGCGAAGCGACUUACGCUGGUGCUCGAACCAAACUAGAAAUGCCCGCUACUUUAGGCACACAGGGAAACCUAGUUAUAACCACACAACCAGUCAAAAACCCGGAACUCAACGGGGACAAAGACGACAAGAAAGACAAGAAGAGCAAAAAGGACAAAAAAGAGAAAAAGGAGAAGAAAGACAAAGAUAAGAAAGACAAGAAGGAAAAACCAAAAAAGGAGGAGCCAGAAUCACCAAUACCGGGGACAUCAAAGGACUUUCCGAUACAAGAGCCAAUAAAGAGAGAUACAGUUAUAACUCAGGAUGGGGUUAUAUUAUCAGAGCCGAAGAAAAGUCUGCCCUUAAGAAUGUUCCCCCCCCAGCGGGGUGAAUGACCCCGGCCGUCGGGGAAGGGCCUCAAGUUCAACCGGAUCACUGCACUGAUAUUCAGAUACUUUCUGUGCCCGGCCCUUCACCCGGCAAUGGCGUUCCCUAACGUCGACACCAUGAGGUACUACGAGUACUAGAAAUGGACAAACAAGCAAACAAAUAAGGAUACUUGGACUAGACAUGGACUAACAAACAAAGAGAUUUGGAUUAACAAAUGGAUAAGAACUAAAAUGACAAUAUGGACUAAAAAAGAAGUGAAAAAUUACGAAACUGAAAUUUUAGAUACUACUUUGAAAGUGACUAAAGACAUUGAAAAUAUAAUUAAAGUGACUGUAAUUGCAAUAUAAAAAGACAUUAAAAUUGUGAUUUAAGUAUUCUAAUUGCACUGUAAAAAAGAAAAAAACAAUAAAUGUAUGACUUAACGAUUUAGAGCUUCCAAAACAAAUCUUUGUCACUCAAAUGUUUUGACAAAGAUUUUAGCUCUAAAUGUUUUUUCUAUUGAUUAU
Molecule: messenger RNA, 2952 nt
Organism: Colias croceus (clouded yellow)
Lineage: Eukaryota; Metazoa; Arthropoda; Insecta; Lepidoptera; Pieridae
Product: tetratricopeptide repeat protein 39B-like
Exons: 15
Coding region: 160-2451 (763 amino acids)
Molecular function (GO): protein binding
Source: RefSeq, a predicted model, not a curated record